This is a messenger RNA of Geosmithia morbida, 1038 nucleotides long. Its product is annotated as 26S proteasome regulatory subunit N8. The record is from RefSeq and is a predicted model, not a curated record. The transcript is spliced from 3 exons. Gene Ontology annotation, molecular function: protein binding; metallopeptidase activity. Gene Ontology annotation, cellular component: proteasome complex; proteasome regulatory particle. Bases 1 to 1038 code for a protein of 345 amino acids. NCBI's taxonomy places the organism in Eukaryota, Fungi, Ascomycota, Sordariomycetes, Hypocreales, Bionectriaceae. Gene Ontology annotation, biological process: proteasome-mediated ubiquitin-dependent protein catabolic process.
AUGCCUUCCACCACGACGGAGACCCUCUCCCUCGUCAGCCGAAACGUCACCGUUGCGCCUCUUGUGCUGCUGAGUGCCGUCGACCACUACAACCGAACCAUACAGAACCAGGUCAAGUCACGGCGAGUGGUUGGUGUUCUUCUCGGACAGAAUGAUGGAAAGACUGUGAGAGUAUCCAACAGCUUUGCUGUGCCGUUCGAGGAGGAUGAAAAGGACCCGUCGGUUUGGUUCCUGGACCAUAACUUCAUCGAGAGCAUGAAUGACAUGUUUAAGAAGAUAAAUGCGCGUGAGAAGCUGAUAGGAUGGUACCACUCCGGCCCCAAGCUGCGAGCCUCGGACCUCCAGGUCAACGAGCUCUUCAAGCGCUACACACCGAACCCUCUCCUAGUCAUCAUUGAUGUGCAGCCCAAGGAGGCAGGCGUUCCUACAGAUGCUUACUUUGCCGUGGAAGAGAUCAAGGAUGAUGGCACCACGACGUCGAGGACCUUUGUCCACAUCCCGUCAACCAUCGAAGCCGAGGAAGCGGAGGAGAUUGGUGUCGAGCAUCUAUUAAGAGAUAUCCGAGAUGUGGCCGUCGGCACUCUCUCGACCCGCGUCACCAAUCAGCUGCAGUCGCUGCAGGGACUCCACCUGCGCCUACGUGAUAUCGGGGCCUACCUCCAAAAGGUCCUGGACGGCAGCCUGCCCGUCAACCACGCCAUCCUCGGAAACCUUCAGGACAUCUUCAACCUGCUACCGAACCUCUUCACCCCCGAAACGGGUGGCAAGACCGGCAGCGGCGAGCUCGCCAACGCUCUGAGCGUCAAGACCAACGAUCAACUUAUGUCUAUCUAUCUGAGCAGUCUAAUACGGGCCAUCAUUGCCUUCCACGACCUGAUUGAGAACAAGGUCCAGAACAGGCAACAGCAGGAGGAGCAAGAAGCCAAGAAGGAGGAGCUGAUCAAGGACAAGGAGGGCCAGGCCAAUGGGGCCAGCGGCGAGAGCAAGGAGGUUGGGGAUAAGGACAAGGAGCAGGAGUCUAAGGAUAAGACGAAAUAA